AUGUCUGACCUUUUCCGAGAGUCAGCGCUUGGCCAAGCCAUUCGCCUUGUCUCUGGAAACAAAUGGCUACAAUAUCCAGAAGAGAAACCUGGUUUCGUUCUACCACCUCAAUAUGCAGCACUCUUAGCAGGCAACGAGAAACAGCAAGAGGCAACCUCUAAUCCUUCGACUUCACAACAACCUGCAAGCGGUCCAUAUCGAGACCAAAGAGCCGACAUUGAACAGCAAGCUGAGCUUCAAAGAACAAAAAGCGAGCCUAUUGCUCCGCAGAAAACGAACGAUGGGCUUAUACUAGUCGAUUGGUACACAACCGAUGAUCCAGAGAAUCCUCGCAACUGGUCGUCGCUGAAGAAGAGCUAUAUUGUCUUCGUCAUAUGCUUGUAUACAUGGGUCACCUAUGUAGCCGGUUCGGUUUUUGCCUUCUCUGAACCAGGCAUUGUGGAGCAUUUUGGCGUCAGCAUAGAAGCGUCUGAGCUUGGUCUUGCUUUAUAUGUCUUGGCUUACGGCGUUGGGCCGCUAAUCUUCGGACCUCUGACCGAGAUUCCAGUCAUCGGGAGAAACCCAGUUUACUACCUCACCUUCAUCGUCUUCUUUGCUCUGUCAUUCCCAGCAGCCGCAAUCAACAGCUUCGGUGGUCUCUUGGCCAUUCGAUUCUUUGCUGGCUUCUUUGGAAGUGUGGGCAUUGCAAUUGGAGGAGCUUCUAUCGGUGACAUCUUCACCCUCAUCUACUUCCCCUACGGCCUUGGUUGGUGGGUGCUAUCGUUCUGGGCAGGGCCUGCUAUCGGGCCUACCUUUGCUGGCUUUGCAGCACAGUCAAAAGGCUGGAGAUGGCCACUGUGGGAAAUUGUCUGGAUCUGUGCAGUCAUGGCCAUCUUCUUGCUGGCUCUUACUCCCGAAACGUCCACGCCCAACAUUCUGCUGAGGCGCGCCAGGCGACUUCGAAAGCUCACUGGUGACUCGCGCCUCCAGUCUGAAAGUGAAAUUGAGCAGCGCAACAUGACCGGAUCUUCUGUGCUAAUUGCUGCGCUGAUCCGACCGUUUGAAAUCACAAUCAAGGACCCGUCAGUUUUCUUUGUGAAUCUGUACACAGCCUUGACCUACGCGAUUUACUUUACCUUUUUCGAGGUCUUUCCUCUAGUCUUUCCACCUUUCUAUGGCUUCAAUCUUGGGGAGACGGGUGCUGCAUUCUUGGCCUGUGAGGUGGGAGCGAUCAUUGGCCUUGUUAUUUACUUUGCCUACCUUUACUUUUACAUGAUUCCGGACAACAUUAAGAACGGAUUCCGUGAACAGGAGCACCGCUUGCUGCCGGCGAUUUUCGGUUCCGUUGUCAUUCCUGUCGGGCUUUUCAUCUUUGCUUGGACUGCUCGGCCCAGUAUCCACUGGAUCGUGCCGCUGAUUGGUGUCGCCAUCUUUACUGUCGGCCAAUACUGUGUCAUUCAGGGCCUCUUUAUGUAUGUGCCGGUCUCGUAUCCUCAAUACGCGGCCUCAAUCUUCACAGGCAAUGACUUGAUCAGGUCGGCUAUAGCUUCUGGGUGCAUUCUUGCUGCCAGGCCAAUGUUUAUCAACUUGGGAGUGCACAAGGGUGUAACAGUCUUGGCUGGACUCAGUGUUAUGGGAAUCAUUGGUACACUGUUAAUGUACAAGUAUGGCAAGAAGCUUCGUGCAAAAUCCAAGUUUGCACAAUAG
This is a messenger RNA of Trichoderma atroviride IMI 206040, 1686 nucleotides long. NCBI's taxonomy places the organism in Eukaryota, Fungi, Ascomycota, Sordariomycetes, Hypocreales, Hypocreaceae. The record is from RefSeq and is a predicted model, not a curated record.